Messenger RNA from Boleophthalmus pectinirostris (great blue-spotted mudskipper), 2804 nucleotides. Its product is annotated as class I histocompatibility antigen, F10 alpha chain-like. The record is from RefSeq and is a predicted model, not a curated record. NCBI's taxonomy places the organism in Eukaryota, Metazoa, Chordata, Actinopteri, Gobiiformes, Gobiidae. Gene Ontology annotation, biological process: immune response. The transcript has 6 exons. Bases 445 to 1146 code for a protein of 233 amino acids. Gene Ontology annotation, cellular component: external side of plasma membrane.
UAACAUCUUUUUAUGAAUGAAACACAUUUAGUGUGAAAUAUUUAUGGACAGUUUCUUUGUCCUUGUAAUGAAAGUAGAAAAAAGUAGUUUUGAUGUAAAUCUUUGUGUGUGUUUGCAGCAGUGGAGUUUUGUUGGUCAGGGAUCAGGACUGUGUUACGUUCACUUGUUUUCCAGAUUCUGUUCUAUCACUUUUUGUACAGAGCCAAAAAUCACAACACCAGUUUCCUCCCAGAGCUUCACACAGUUGUAGAUUUAACACAAACAACAAUGAAACAGUCGAGAAAAGACACACACAGACCAACUGAAGCUGUAAAAUGGAAAUAUUUCAUUCCUAAAUACAAGUUGUGAUUUAUAGAAAUGAAAUAGAAACAUAAAUGUCCCUGAAGAAGUUUGAAUCUUUUAAACUGUUUUGUUUCUGUUUCAGAUCAACAUCUUGAUCAGUGGAUGUACGGCUGUGACUGGGACGAUGAAACUAAUGAGAUCAAAGGAUAUGAUCAACGUGCUUUUGAUGGAGAAGAUUUUAUUUCUUUUGAUUUUGAGACUGAAACUUUUGUGGCUGCAAAACAACAGGCCUUUGUCACCAAACAGAAAUGGGAGAGCAGUGGAGUUGCUGCUCAAAAGAAAAACUACAUCAUUCACAUCUGUGCUGAUUAUCUGAAGAAACAUGUGCACAACGGAGAGAGCGCUCUGAAGAGGACAGAGCUCCCCCUGGUGUCCCUGCUGCAGAAGUCCUCUUCAGCCCCAGUCACGUGCCACGCCACACGCUUCUACCCCGACAGAGCCAUGCUGUUCUGGACCAAAGACGGAGUGGAGGUGACGGAGGACGUGGACCCUGGAGAGAUCCUGCCCAACGGAGACGGGACCUUCCAGACCAGUGUGUCCCUGGACCUGUCCUCUGUCCCCCCUGAGGACUGGGACAAGUUCAACUGUGUGUUCCAGCUGUCCGGGGUCAAAGACGACUAUGUGACCAGACUGGACCGGACCAAGAUCCUGACCAACGAGAAGAGUCACACAGUUCUCAUCUCUGUUGCGUCUGUUGUUCUCGCUGCUGUUGUCCUCGCUGUGGUGCCUUCGUCUUGUACUGGAGAUUUAGAGACAAACAGCCCUCGCCUCCUCCGAGUGAGAAGGAGGUGCUGCAGGAGUUGAACCCUCAGCCACGGUGACAUUCACUCGGACAAAUCGGACAAAUCAGCGCUCCGUCCUGACGCUUCAUGGGUUUUCUCGCUUUCAUAUGAAAUCCAAACUUUCUCCUUGUUAAAUCUUAUAAAUGUGACAUUAUUGUGUGGCAGAGUGGUUAGCACUGCUCUUGGCUCAGAUCUAGAAUGUGUUUGUGUUCUCCACACCAGGAUCCUGACAGGUUUAACCCAGAGACACUGAAGGAUGGGUCAAAUGCAGAGGACACGUUUCUUUCCUUGGACUUUUCCUGGAGCGGUUGUUUAAAGGCCUCAUUCAUGUUAAAGUUAAACCUGGGGACAGGGCGGGGCAUCAGGUUCUUCAUGAUCUCUGCUCUUUUGCUUUGGGGCUGAUGUGAAAUGUGGAAGAGAUUUGGAAAGAUCGCAGCAAAUUUCAACCCGUGUGUCGUUCGUUUAUUCUUUUUUCAAUAUAAAACCAAAAAUAAGAAAACCAAAAAAAACAACUAUUUUCUUCAUUAUUUGUCUCCAAAACUAAAAUGAGAAAAAAACAGAUAAUGAUUCGUUUUUUCAGUUUUCGAUUUUGUGUUUAAAUGAAAAAUGGAAAAAAUGGAUAAUGGACUUUUGCACCGCAUACGGACUGAACCAGGACUGAACAGUUUUCAGUCCUGGUUUGGUCCCAGUCCAGGUCUCUGUCUGGUCCUGGUCUGGUCCAGGUCUGGUUCCGGUCUCAGUCCCUUUCUGGUUCCAGUCUGGUCUCAGUCCCAGUCUGGUUCUGGUCUCAAUCCCGGUCUCAAUCCCGGUCUGGUUCCAGUCUGAGUCCCGGUCUCGGUCCCGGUCUCGGUUCCGGUCUCAGUCCUGGUCUGGUUCCAGUCUGGUUCUGGUCUCAGUUCCGGUCUCAAUCCCGGCCUGGUUCCAAUCUGGUUCCGGUCUCAGUCCUGGUCCUGGUCCCGCACUCAGUCCCGGUCUCAAAUCACAGACUGGUCCUGAUCUGAUCUCAGUCCUGGUCUCAGUCCUGGUCUCAGUCCUAGUCUCAGUCCUAGUCUGGUUCCGGUCUCAGUCCUGAUCACCUAACAGUCUGUGUAGAUGCACCUCCGGGUCCGUCCCAACACUCAGUCCUGGUUUAGUCCUGGUUUAGUCCUGGUUCAAGUCCUGGUUUAGUCGCGUAAACGGGAAACAGCCGUGAUUCAUUUUUUCAUUUUGGUUUUGGAAACAAAUAAUGAAGAAAAUAGUUGUUUUAUUUCAUUUUCUUAUUUUUGGUUUUAUUUUGAAAAACGAAUGAACAAAUGACACACGUAUUUCCUGAAAAUUUGCUCUUUAAAUCCAUUUUGUUUUAUUUUUUUCUUGAGUUUUCACACCGUUUAAAAUCUUUCUCGACAGUGUUUGCUGAUGUGUGCGUUGUGUCACCACGGUAACCGCUGAACAUUCCACCAUAGACAUCCAUGCGUCAUCAGUCGUCAAUGCUGUUUUUCUCCGUUGUGAAAAAGUUGUGAUUUUCUUUUUUAAUUUAUUUCAAAAUCGUUGUGAUCAGUUUGUGGGUUUUAUUUUAUUCUGGUUUAUUUUUGUGUGAUUUGUUUAAACUUUUGUGAAGGUUCAUUUACUUAUUAACUGUAGACGCUGUUUGAACUCAUCUGUGCAUUUUUGCUUUUCAAUAAAAUGUGUUUGGGUGAAAAA